Molecule: messenger RNA, 1442 nt
Organism: Ipomoea triloba (trilobed morning glory)
Lineage: Eukaryota; Viridiplantae; Streptophyta; Magnoliopsida; Solanales; Convolvulaceae
Exons: 4
Coding region: 263-1408 (381 amino acids)
Molecular function (GO): protein binding
Source: RefSeq, a predicted model, not a curated record
AUGGGCCACUGUGUCAGCCUAAAGUAAUGGGGUAUGUUGUGUUGCUCCAGAAAGUUAGAGAGAGAAAUAAAAGGGAUUUCUUUACAGUGAGAGAAAGCUUGCUGCAGCUUUGAACACAAUUGCACAAGUACUAAAGAUUCUAUUCUUAUUUUUUAUUUUUAAUCUUCUGUUUUUGGUAUUGAGAGAGGUGGAGAUCCAGUGCUUUUUUGAAUCUGGGAAGGCUUCUUUGUAUGAUAUAGUUUGGAUUUGGAGGGAGAAUAUAAUGGGGAAAGCUGUGAGGUGGUUGAAGGGGUUGCUGGGGAUAAAGAAAGAUAAGGAAUUUCCGGACAAGAAGGUGAAUAAGCGGUGGAGCUUUGGACGGCUGAGCGGCGAUUCACGGGAGGCGGGGUGUCAGGUUCCGGGGGAUAUGACGCCGGUGGUGGUUGGUUCGCCUUGGCGGGUGAGAUCUUACCUGUCUGACUCCGAGAAGGAGCAGAACAAGCACGCAAUUGCUGUGGCUGCCGCCACCGCGGCCGCGGCUGACGCCGCCAUGGCGGCGGCGCAGGCUGCGGCGGCGGUGGUGAAACUUACCAGCCAAGGCAAAGGUGGAGGAGUGGCGUAUGGGAGGAGGGAGAAAUGGGCUGCUGUCAAAAUUCAAACUUUCUUCAGGGGCUAUUUGGCAAGAAAAGCUUUAAGAGCUCUGAAAGGAAUAGUAAAACUGCAGGCUCUAGUGAGGGGUUAUCUUGUUCGGAAAAGAGCCGCCGCUACUCUAUAUAGUAUGCAAGCUCUGAUCAGAGCUCAGGCGGCCGUCCGAUCACAAAGAGUUCGUCCUUCAUUGAGCAAUGACCCCAGAUUUGCGGCCGACAUUCGAGCCAGAAAGUCCAUUGAGAGGUUUGAGCCCGAAAGCCCGAGAACAGUGGAAAUCGAUACAUACAAUCUGAAAUCAAGAUCCGGGUGGAGGAUCAGCGCCGGAAUGUCGGAUUCCGGCGACGAUCCGAUGAACUCUCCACUUCUAAUUUCAACCCCUCCGCCGUGUCGGAUUCCGGGCAGGCUGUCGAUCCCGGAGCGGCGCCAUUUGUGCGAUUAUUACGACUGGAGCUAUCUGGGCGACGACGGAAAGUUCCCGACGGCGCAUAACACGCCGCGAGCGAGGGGCUCCGGGCGGUUCAAUGCGCCACCGACGCCGGCGAAGAGCGUCUCCGGGGAUAGCCUUUUCCGGCAGCAUUCAAACUGCCCGAGUUACAUGGCGAAUACCCAGUCGUUUAACGCGAAGCUGAGGUCUCAGAGCGCGCCGAAGCUGAGGCCGGAGACGGGGGAGAAGAAGAAGAAGAGGGUUUCGUUGACGGAAAUAAUGGCGGCGAGAAGUAGCUUCAGUGGUGUUGGGAUGCUCAAGUCUCGGUUUCAAGUUGAUCGGGAAUACGGUUUCUGAGGAUUGUACAGAGAAAUUAAAGUUGGUCUGAAAA